AUGGCAAUCGUACUAAUAGGGCCAAUUAGCUCAGGGAAAACCACACUCUAUAACAAAAUUACACUGUCAUAAGAAACAAAAAAUAUGGGUGGAAAUGCAGUCACUAUGAGUUUAUUCAUGAAAAAAUCAUGUUUUGGUUCUGGUUUUUCAGUAUUAGAUACGAAAGGAUUCGGAUAAAAUUCGAAAAAAAUAGAUCAUAUUGCUAGAGUUCUUUCAGCCAUAUCAGAAGGGCCCAUUCAUAGAAUUUUUAUCACUACUAAAUAUGCGACAACCAACUCAAUUGUCUAAGAUCUAGAAAAAAUUCUAACUACAUUUAUGAAAUAUAGAAUUUUGGUCACAGUAAUAAUCACAUUUUGGGAUUUAUGUGAAUAAAAAGAAUUAGAAAAAAAUAAAUAAGAUAUUUAAUAAAGACUUGCAUAAUUUAAAAUUAAUUCCAUUAUGUUUGUUGGAAAGAAUGACACCCCUGAGAGUAUUUGUAGUAGGAUUGAUUCCAUUAUUGCGAAUUCUAAAGCAUAAAAUUAAGUUUUAACUCUUAAGCAUUUCUAACAGAAUUUUGAUAUAUUAGAGUAUGAUGAUGAUGAAAUACAUCAAAUUGAAGUAUUAAAACUUGAAUUAAUAAGAAAUUAUAAUAGGUUUUUUUAAUAGGCAACAUAAAAAAUACAAAACAACAAUAUUUCAAAAGAAUUAAUAGUAGAUUAUUUUUAUGCAAUAACUUAGUUUGCAAAAGAUUUUUUCUAAUAGACAAUAAAAAAGUUUGAGGUUGAUAUAUAACAAAUAAUAGAAAAAUUGGGAGAGUUAGAAUAAUUUAAGGCUUGUGAAAUUCAUUUCUAACUUAAGAAUACAAUAUUUUAAUAGUACGAAUAAAUUGUUUAACUUGCCCACCAAAAAACUCACAAUGGAAAAAAUUUCUCUUAAUAUAUAAGAAAAUGCUAUCAUUGCGGAUAAAUUUGGUUCAAAGCAGAUGGAUGCGAAGGCAAUACAGUCUGUGGAAGCCUGAAUGAGAACCAUCAAGAUUAUUUCCUCUAAGAGGAAGAGGCUCCUAGAAUAUUCAAAGUUACAUAUUUAAAGGAGAAUUUGGAAGUCUUUCUUGAUAAUUCUUUGAAACAAAAUGAUGUAGUUUUAGAUGAAAAAAAGAAACAAAAUCAAAUUAUAGAUGAAAAAUUCAAAUUAGGUGGAGUUGGAUGUAAAAAAAUAAUUAAUUGGAAUGAAAUGAAACCAUUGACAGAAGAAGAAAUGAAUGUAAUUUUAGGUAUUUUGGAUAUUCAAUUGUGCGAAAAAAUGGCAUAUAAAAAUGACCUUGAUUUGAAAUUAUUAGAGUAGAAAACAAAUAUAAAAAAAACAGCAUGA
Paramecium pentaurelia is the source of this 1347-nucleotide messenger RNA. The record is from the annotation of a GenBank genome assembly. Lineage: Eukaryota; Ciliophora; Oligohymenophorea; Peniculida; Parameciidae.